CAAUAGCGACGGCAAGGGGAUAGGCGCCUUGUCGGUCGAGCGCACAUCUCAAAUCAGCCAGUAUUGCGCGGGGUGCGCGUGUAGUUUGUGAUAUAUUAAAGGUGAUUCUAUUUGUCACUAACGAGACUACACCGGCGGCAUAAUGUCAAAUCGAGCAUGGGUUACUCUGGCUACGAACGAUUCCUAUGGGCUGGGAGCCCUGGUGUUGGCACACUCGCUACGUCGCGCCGGCUCAGCCUACCCCGCCGUCGUCCUCAUCACACCCUCCGUCACUGACACCAUGAGGGAACGGCUGAGUGCGGUGUUCGAGGAGGUGGUGGUUGUGGACGUACUGGACUCCGGUGACGCAACGCACCUCGCGCUUCUGCAGCGCCCAGAGCUCGGCAUCACCUUCACCAAGAUACACUGUUGGAAUCUCACCCAGUAUGAGAAGUGUGUCUUCCUAGACGCCGAUACUUUGGUGGUCCAGAACUGUGAUGAGUUAUUCGAGCGCGAAGAACUGUCGGCGGCGCCGGACGUCGGCUGGCCCGACUGCUUCAAUUCCGGCGUCUUCGUGUACCGGCCCUCCGCGGAAACGUUCGCUAGCCUGGUUACAUUCGCACAGGAACGCGGCAGCUUCGACGGCGGCGACCAAGGGCUUCUGAAUUCUUACUUUUCCGACUGGGCGCACGGCGACAUCAACAAGCAUCUGCCCUUCCUAUACAAUGUUACCUCCGCGGCUUUCUACUCAUACUUGCCCGCACUCAAACACUAUGGACAAAACCUUAAAAUAAUUCAUUUCAUCGGUGCGGCCAAGCCAUGGCUGCAGCAGUUCAACUGGCAGUCGCGCAGUGUGGACGCGCCCGACCACUUGCGGGAACUCCUGCAACUUUGGUGGGACUUGUUCGUCUCACAAGUACACCCACUGCUCGAUACUACAAUGGUUGAGGUUGAAGACGUCCCUACGACUUUAGUGCUGCCGGAAGAAAGCAUCUUCAGUGAACCAAGAUCUGAUUAUACAUACUAUAAACCUACAAUGAACCCGGAAUCUGAAUUUUAUUGGCACCGACCAGAGGCUCAUAUACCGGAUCCUGAAUUAAUAGUACCUCAAAUAGACAUGACUCAGUUUCAUGAUCCGUGGGACAUUUACCAAGGCCAUAUUCGAGAACCAAUAGAUGAGAUAAAAAGCAAUCACUCAUAUCAGCAGGAAGAAGAGAUUAUAAGACAUGUUUGGUCACAACCAUCAAUGCGACAAUUUCAAAAUAACACGGAACCACAUCACAUACAAAUACAUGAAACGAGAUACCAUGAGAUGCAUCACGACCAAUCACAUGAUUAUGGAAUACGUAGCCAGGAAACAUCUGCCAUUGAAUUGCAUAACAAUGAACCACAUCACUGCGAAAGCCAUCUCAGUGAACAACAAAACAGGGAAAUCAUUCAAAACAUAACAUAUCACAGUGGACACCAUUAUACACCACACGUAGAUACAUGGCACUCAGCACCAAAUACAGAAAUACAUAAUGAAGACAACACAACACAACAUUCAUGGCCACAAUCGUUUACUACAGAAUAUUCUAAUCACCAUAAUUGUAACGAAAGUGAACAUGAUGCUCACCAAAAUGAACCCCAUAUGUAUGAUAAACAAAUGGAAUCACAUUCCGAUUUUAGCUACAACCCACAAAGUCUUAGUCAUUCUGUCGAUACAAAUUAUCCUAACGCCCCAACUGACUUUUACAAACAAAGUAAUCAAGAAUACUGUAAUUCGCAGAGUUCCCAAUCUCAAUCCACCUUUCAGCAAGAAAAACCCCCCUCAUACGAUCAAAAUUCACCGUCUUUGGGAUAUCAUAGUAUGCAUCAGCACGAAUAUUCUCAGUCCCAACAAGAUGAAAAUGAAAAAGAGUUUUGUAAUCAACAAGAAUGUCACGAUUCACACUCUUACACUAGCGAUCAACAUUCACAUUUUAAGGAUAGUCCUGAAUCUCAAAAUAUUAAAAAUCACUUGUCACAUAAACAUGAGCAAUUAGACCAGUUUACUCAUCUUUUACGAAAAAGAGUAGAAUAUGCGUAUUACGUACACUUGGAUCAUGAGAAAGAACGAAAUCGUCAAAGAGAAAAAUUAAAAGAACUGGCAUCAGAGAAAGUAACUAAUGGGCACGGAUCAGAAUCUGAGAUAGAUGAAUUGGAAGAUUUUAUCAUUCCACGUCAUCCGUAUGAUGGGUUUUAUUUACGGCAUAGAAUGACAAUAGACUCACGUGGCCGCAAGAUAUGCACACAUGAAAUUCCUCCGACACCAUCGCCCUCGCCCUCCAUCUCACCUCCCGAAAGUCCGGUUUAUUUUGAUGCGGAAUCCGAAUUCUUGUCGCUGGAGGACACUAAUGUAGAUAGCGAUGAUCGAGUGCAUAGCGGUGUGGCGGGAAAUCUAGCGCGCGUGUCUCCUGGUGAAGUUGGAACACAACGGGAAGCACUCGAUGAAUUGACUCGUCGCCAAGGAUGGGAAGCAGGCAAUAUUGAUUACAUGGGUGCCGAUUCUUUUGCCAAUAUUUGGGCUAAGAUUUCCCAAACACUUAGUCAGCCUCCGGCAUCAGCACCGAAAGAGCCCACCCCACCUCCAGUUGUGCCGCAAGUUGAAGCCACAGAAGUAUCGCAACCUGAGGUUCCUCCAGUGGAAGAACCCAAGGCCGAGCUCCUUGUGGAAUCGAAACAAUUGAAAGAAAUUCCUUUAAAUGAAAAAGAAACAGAGCCUGUUCAAUCUUCUGACACCGCACCUUUAGCAACUGAUGAAUCAUUGUCAGCUGUUAAGACUGUGCCAGAAGAAUCUGCAGAAUCUAGCCCUCAAAACCUAGAACCUAUUCCUCAAGAAGCAGAACCUAGUCCUGUAGAAGCUGUUGAGGCUCAGAUUGCUAAGGAAACAGCUCCUAUAGCAGAAGCUGCAAUUCCUGAGGCAGCUGCUUCCGAAAAAGCUAAUAUACCAGUUGAAAUUGCCGACAUUCCUGUUAAAUCAUCAGUUCCUGAAACCCCGGAGAUACCUGUUCCGGUAGUGGAAGCCGUAUUAGCGGAGAAAGAGACACCCACUGAGGGAAAUGUCAAAAUAGAUGAAAUUCCCGCCCCUGUUUUAGAAGUUAGCUCAGUUGAAAUUGCUAAAUUAGAGUCUGAACCAUUAGCAGCUGAAGAACCUGCGAAAGCACAAAAAACUGAGGAAAAAGUAGCAGAUGUAGAAACUAAAGUUCCUGCGGAGGCCCCUGCUGAAGCACUUCCUACUGAGACGCCUGCGGCAAUUCCUGAGACACCUGCUGCUACCGAAGCUCCGUCCACUCCUACAGUGACUGAGGCUGUUCCACCGAAACCAGUAGAUAUCCCACUGACAGGUGCCACUGAUAGCCCUCCUCUAGCCAACACGCCUUCUAAGGAAGAUGUUACAGCUGAACCGGCUGCUAAAUCGGAGGCGCGACGCAAACCGGCGGGUAAGCUGCGCCUGCACCCGCCCGCCGUCGCAGACCCCCUGCCCACCCCCGACAGCGAGCUCGAAGACGCCGACACGCUCGCGCAAUCCAUCAUUGCCAGCGAGUUGCGCACGCCCACAGUCACCUCGCCCUCCCCGGCCCUGCGCAGCCCCGCCUCGCCACCACCACCCAAACAGGAGAAACGACUUUCCGCUGAUGAAACACAGUUGCCUACCCCGCCCGUGGGCGCCGUAUCUCUCUCACAGAUAGGAGUUAAACCUGCAAAAGAGAAGCCCACAACCGCAGCCCAAAUAGAGUCCUCGCUAGCAGACAAACCGGCGCCCACGUCGCCUGCGUCGCCCACUGAACCAAAGGUACCAGCGGAAGCGCCCAAAAAGAAAGUCGUGAAGAAGGUGGUGAAGAAGGAGAGCGCGGCGAGCGGCGACGCGCCCGUGCCCCCGCCGCGAAAGAAAGAAAAGAAACCCAAAGAGAAAUAAGCUCCCGACAGUUCCUUUGUGCCAUAUGUGUAGCCUCUCCUAUAAUGUUAAAACGUGUAUUUAAUUUUCGAAUAUGCUUUUAAGUGCCGUAACAAUUAUGUUUUAGAAUUUAGUUUUUAUCAUUUACUAUUAUAACGCGUCCAUUAUUAUAUCUUUUUUUGUCAUAAUCAAUUUUUGUACUGAUGAAUAUAAUUUUUUUUUUAU
Messenger RNA from Papilio machaon (common yellow swallowtail), 4120 nucleotides. RefSeq names its product glycogenin-2. Gene Ontology annotation, molecular function: glycosyltransferase activity. The record is from RefSeq and is a predicted model, not a curated record. The transcript has 9 exons. Lineage: Eukaryota; Metazoa; Arthropoda; Insecta; Lepidoptera; Papilionidae. Bases 143 to 3916 code for a protein of 1257 amino acids. Gene Ontology annotation, cellular component: cytoplasm.